Molecule: messenger RNA, 1605 nt
Organism: Pyrenophora tritici-repentis Pt-1C-BFP
Lineage: Eukaryota; Fungi; Ascomycota; Dothideomycetes; Pleosporales; Pleosporaceae
Product: UhpC, Sugar phosphate permease
Biological process (GO): transmembrane transport
Cellular component (GO): membrane
Molecular function (GO): transmembrane transporter activity
Source: RefSeq, a predicted model, not a curated record
AUGACGACCAUAGCCGCAAAAGCUGGGCCUCAAGUGGAUGCCCGAGGUGUCAAUUCGUCAGGUAUCUCAUCUUCUCUUGACUCAACCGGUACGAAGCCAUGGGAGAAGCCAGGCUUACUAGGGAAGACACGGAGAACCCUCCGCACUAUUCAGCGGUACAUCUGGGACGAUCCAGACAAACCCAAAGAAGAAAAAUGGUUCCUACUCAAACUCGACAUUUUCCUCCUGACAUCUGCCUGUCUGGGAUAUUUCAGUAAAAAUCUGGACCAAACUAACAUCCAGAAUGCCUACGUAUCCGGAAUGAAGGAGUCACUGAACAUGCACGGCAGUGAACUUACAUAUGCUGGCAAUUGCUUCACUGCAGGCUACGUCGUUGGGCAGCUACCUGCAGUCAUGCUUGCCACUCGCGUCCGACCGUCGAUUCUUAUCCCGACAUUGGAGAUUCUUUGGUCCGCGUUGACAUUCUGCUCUGCUUCAGUCACAAAUGUUUCUCAGCUAUACGCAAUUCGAUUCCUAAUCGGACUCUUUGAAAGCGGGUAUUUCCCCGUCAUGAUUUAUCUUGUAUCGAGUUGGUACACCAGAGAAGAACGUGGGAAGCGGACCUCCCUCUUCUACUGUACUGCAGCGCUCGCGGGCAUGUUCAGUGGUUAUCUUCAAGCUGGCGCAUAUAAAGGUCUUGAUGGUGUUCAUGGUCGGCAAGGCUGGCAGUGGCUGUACAUCAUCUGUGGUGUCAUAUCCCUCCCAACGGCAUUUAUCGGCUAUUUCUUCAUCCCCGACUUCCCGGAGACGACACGCGCCUUCUACAUUACGAAAGAAGAAGCAGAGCGACAAUGUCAGCGCCUGAUAGCUGAAGGACAAAAGCCACUAGGCCAUAACCCAUGGACGCGCAAGAAGCUGUUGGGCGUAAUGAAGCAAUGGCAGUUCUGGGUCCUUCCGUUUGGAUACUUCCUUGUGCAAGCUAGUUUCCCAAGCCAACAGCCUGUCAUGGCUCUCUGGCUCAAGGCUGAAGGUCAUACUGUCUACGAAAGAAACGUCUGGCCAACAGGUCAAGUCGCUAUCGGCGUUGUCGUUCAGAUCUUAGCGGGCAUGCUCUCAGAUUCGCCAUUACUCAAAGGACGUCGUUGGCCUGCCAUUGUUGUCAUGCAAGCCGGGACACUCUUCUCGGUCAUCAUCUUGGCCGUUUGGAACGUAACAGACCGGCUGAAGUAUGUCGCAUACUAUUUCUUGUAUUUCGCCGCUGGCAUUCCAGGACCGUGGUUCGUCUGGUAUGCAGAUCUUAUACCACACGAUCACGAGUUCCGCGGGUUCGCCAUCGCCUUGUCCAACAUGUUCAGCUACAUCAUGCAGAUCUGGUACCAGUCAGCCGUAUGGAAGACUAUCGAUGCGCCGCGCUUCCACGCUGGGUUUAUCGCUGCUUCGGUAGUCGGAGGAGCGAUGAUAGCGUUGUGCUUGAUACUCCGCUUGGUGCAGCAAAAAGACGAAAAAUGGAGAGCGCGAGAGAAAGAGACUUUGCCAGAUGUGGAAACGCCAGGCGCAUCAAAUACGAGUUCAGAUAGUAUCGUAUCUACGGACGAGGCGACAAAGGAUAUAGGGAACCGGAAAUAG